AUGCUUUGUGACCCUCUACGAACCAUCGUUGCUGCGGAAUUCAAUUUCCAGGAUGGUAUUGCCACCGUCAAGGAGAAGUACGUGAACCUCUCCAAACAGAAUCUGCUGUUUGCUCAAGAAGUCCAAGCAACGCUUAAGGUGUUGCCCGGCUUUAGCGCACAAGACUCCUGCGACGCCGACUUGCUGGAGUGCUUGGGAGAUGUCGGCACUAGCGAGGUAUUCAAAACACACGCCGUGGAGGCAGUGAUAUCUGCUGCCUGGCAGCAGCUUCGGAUCUUCACGGCCCUGGAUAUCCUUUGGAGUCUCGUCACGGUGAUUGCUUUGUGCUACGCAUCGCAUAAUAUCCUUCAUGGCGACAAGCGGAUGAGCCCUUUGUUCGUGGCUGGAGUCAUUCAUUUAAAGCUCACUUUGGAAGAGCUUUUGCAGAUCUUCAUGGGAGCUCUCAGAUUUGCCAAAGAAGGGAGGCCCAUUGUAGCCACCUUGCUGGACUUUGACAACUUGGUGGAUUAUGCCUACCUUCUCGCAGGGUGGAUGGCCAUUAUCCGACAAAUUCUGUUUGUUGAAUACGGUCUAGAGAAGCCCUUCAUGUCACUGUACUGUGCAAGUGCCUGGCUACGAGCUUUGUACACUUUGCGAGGUGAAUCUUGGAUGGGUCCGCGACUGCUUCCAAUUUUUUUUGCCUAG
Messenger RNA from Cladocopium goreaui, 684 nucleotides. NCBI's taxonomy places the organism in Eukaryota, Dinophyceae, Suessiales, Symbiodiniaceae. The record is from the annotation of a GenBank genome assembly.